Verticillium nonalfalfae is the source of this 1572-nucleotide messenger RNA. RefSeq lists its product as uncharacterized. Bases 1 to 1572 code for a protein of 523 amino acids. NCBI's taxonomy places the organism in Eukaryota, Fungi, Ascomycota, Sordariomycetes, Glomerellales, Plectosphaerellaceae. The record is from RefSeq and is a predicted model, not a curated record. The transcript is spliced from 4 exons.
AUGGCCAGCGUAAGAUUCCCUCCCAAGAGACUCAUCGUCUGCUGUGACGGAACAUGGUUCAACAGCGAUGACGGAUACAACAAGCCGGAUUUCGGCAAGAAGAGCGGGGCUUUGCAGGUCCCUUCCAACGUCACUCGCAUUUCGAGAUGCUUUAAGCGCACGUGCGACGAUGGUCGCGUCCAGAUUGUCAACUACCAGUCUGGUAUCGGUACAGGAAGCAACACAGCGGACACUUUGAUCGGUGGAGCCUUUGGUUCAGGCAUCUCUAUGCGAGUCAAGGAAGCCUAUAGUUUCCUGGCUGCCAACUAUUCUGACGGCGACGAGGUCAUUCUUAUCGGAUUCUCACGCGGCGCUUUCACGGCUCGCUCGGUAGCGGGAAUGAUCUCGAAGCUAGGCCUUCUGACGCGCAAGGGUGUCGAGAUGUUCUACCCCAUAUUCAAGGAUAUGCAGAACUGGAAAAGCCCUCAAGGUGGAAAGAAGUACAGAGAUAAGUUCCCAGACAAGCCUUUCAGCAACAAACCGCAUGGAGAUGGCGCUGCCGAAAUCUACCGAGCCAGACUAGAGGCUCUUGGCCUUACACGAGUCCGGCAGAACAGGGGCACCGGAGAUUUAAUCAAGGUCAAGGCCAUAGCCUACUGGGACACGGUCGGUAGCCUUGGGGUCCCGCGAAUUGCCCUCCUGAACAAGCUUCACAAACUUGGCAUAUCGUUCCGGGACGAAAUGUACCACUUCUGGGACACGAAUCUAUCAGUCCACAUUGAGCAUGCGUUUCAGGCUCUUGCCCUCGACGAGACACGGUCUUGCUUCCAGCCUGCCGUCUGGGAACGUCUAGAGUGCAAUCGUGGUUCGACUGAUUUGCGACAAGUUUGGUUCGCCGGUAGUCACAACAAUAUCGGCGGUGGAGAGCUUGAUCAAGCGAUGGCUGAUAUAACACUUGCUUGGAUGAUGGACCAACUUGCGUCUGUCAACAUUGAGUUCGACGAAAAGUGCCUCGAGCGUGUGGUCGUUAAGUCCAUGGCGUAUUAUACAACUGACCCUGCGACAACCAAGCGUCCCUGGGCGAGAAUCCCGAUUUAUCAUGACGGCAGUCAAGUCCGACCAUGGGCCCUCGGGACAAUUUACCGUGCUCAUGGCCUCGUAUGGCGCCUCAUUGGCCGAAGCUAUCGUUCUCCUGGCCUCAAUCACGCCACAAACCCUCGAACAGGACGACCGACCACAGCAUGGCUCGAGGACACAAACGAGCGUGUGCACGCAUCGGUCAGGGUGCGUUUAGCAUGUGGUGGCACGGAUGUUGAUAGCAAGACCAUCUGGGCCUGCCCUGCAUUCGCUGGCAGGUGGAAAUUGGCCAGGCGGAGCGACAUUCGUUUGACGGAGGGGGCCCCGGAGUCGGAGUCGGAGUCGCAGUCGCGAUCGCCCUGGGUAUGGACUUAUGUCGGUAAUGAACAACCGCCCGAGACGGUCCUGUCAGAGGAGCCGAUGGGGAUAUUCGAAGAACAGUUGCUGGAGUUGAUGGCAGGGAGGAGUGUGUGGGAGUACGCCGAAAAUGCUUCUUCUGUCGACGAGAAGCAUUGA